Molecule: messenger RNA, 525 nt
Organism: Rangifer tarandus platyrhynchus (Svalbard reindeer)
Lineage: Eukaryota; Metazoa; Chordata; Mammalia; Artiodactyla; Cervidae
Source: the annotation of a GenBank genome assembly
AUGGCGACUGUCGCCGAGUUGAAGGCCGUUUUAAAGGACACUUUGGAAAAAAGAGGAGUGUUAGGGCAUUUAAAAGCAAGAAUUCGUGCGGAAGUUUUCAAUGCCCUUGAUGAUGAAAGUGAACCUCGGCCAUCAUUGUCUCAUGAAAACUUUCUAAUUAAUGAACUAAUUCGGGAGUAUUUGGAAUUCAACAAAUACAAGUAUACAGCGUCGGUCCUCAUAGCAGAAUCUGGUCAACCUGUAGUUCCACUGGACAGACAGUUUCUCGUCCAUGAACUAAAUGCAUUUGAAGAUUCAAAGGAUAAUACAAUACCUCUUUUAUAUGGGAUUUUAGCUCAUUUCUUGCAUGGAACUAAGGAUGACAGCCAAAAUACAUUUCUGAAAGGGUCUUCAUUCCAGCCUCCAAACCCAAAUCUUGGCAGACAACCUAGUGGAAGAAAGCAAAUGGAAGACCACUUGCGGAAGGAGCAGGGGAGGGGCACUGAUACUGAAAACCUGCACACUUCUGCCUCGGUGAAGAGAUGA